Messenger RNA from Pelagomonas calceolata, 2154 nucleotides. The record is from the annotation of a GenBank genome assembly. Lineage: Eukaryota; Pelagophyceae; Pelagomonadales; Pelagomonadaceae.
AAUCAGUGCGCUCGCGCAGCCAUGCGGGGCGCAGCGCUCGUUGCGCUGCUCCUCGCGGCCGAGGCCUUCCUCCAGCCGCGGCGGCCAGGCCCCACCACGGCCCUCGCGGCCCGCAAGCGCAGCCAGCGUAGCAAGGAGAAGGGCAGCGCGGACCACUCGUCCGUCGACGACUGGACGGGCCGGCGCCGACGGCGCAUCCGCGACGACGUCGAGGCCGCGCUAGAUGAUCCGAACUGGUUCGGCAACAGGGGCGAGGCCUACGAGGCCGCGGGCGACGACGACCCGAUGGCCGGCUGGUUCGACGAGGAGUCGAUGGUCGCCGACGGCAUGGGCGCGGGCCGCGCGCGCGCGGUCAUGGCGCGGCGGCGCGCCAUCGCCGGCAUCGGCCGGCCGUCGGCGUCGGCGCUCGAGGUCGAGGGCGCGCUCGAGAGUUUCUCGACGCUCGCCGAGGGGAGCCCGUCCUACGUGUACGACGACGAGGAGGACGAGGAGGACGAGGACGAGGAGGACGAUGAGGACGCGGUAUCAGAGUUCUACAACGCGCCUGUGGCCGCCGCCGAGGAGGACGUCGAGGAAAUACCUCCUCUAGUAACGUCGUCGAGGACGUCGUCGCCGACGCUCGAGGCGGCGGACUUCGCGCGACCGGCGCCGGACACGAAGGUGCCGGGCCUGGACCGGCGCUGGUGCACGGCCGUCGCGGCCGGCCCGUUCGCGCGGUACGCCAAGUUCUUCCUCCGCGAGUUCGGCGUCGAGCAAGCAUUAAAUGUUGACGACGUCGAGAUUUCGGAUGGAGACGAGGAGGCACAAGCGCUGGAACGGGCGGUGUACGUCUCCGAGGCGACGGGCCUGCCGUGCGUGGCGGAGUUCACGGUGCUCGAGGUCGAGGCGCUCGAGGCCGGCGCGCGGGAGCUCCUGCCGCGGGCGGCGGCGGCGUACCGGGUGCCGAACGUCGAGGAGGCGCAGACGACGCGGCUCCUCGAGCGCCUCGCGACGGUGUCGCCGGGCGAGCGGCGCACGCGCUUCGUCGCCUGCUGCGCGUUCCACGACGCGGCCAAAAACGCGUCGCUCGCGGCGCGCGCGGAGACGCGCUGCGACCUGCGGUCGGCGACGGCGCUGACGGCCAUGACCGCGCGCACCGAGGCGUUCCAGGGCGUCCUCCAGGCGCUCUGCGAGGACCUGUGUGGGAAUCAAGCGUAUCUGGUGCACGUGGUCGCUGGCUCCGUCGAGCGGUGAGGAACUGGCACACCGCCACGCCAUCGAGCAGGCGUCGCAUCGAUGGCGUGGAGGUCGACGCGACGAUUCAGCCCGAAGGCACCGUGAAAUUUUGAUUUCCGCACAGGCGAGGACCCGCGGGAGGACAAGGCAGUCGAAGACUUGACGUUCGAGUUCUUCGAGGCGCGGCGUGAGCGGGCCCUCGCGGGGCCGCGGCCGGCGGCGCCCGGCGCCGAGGCGUUCCGCGAAAGAUUGCGCAACGAGGCUCGUGUGCUCACGAACGGGAACGUGGACGUCUCGGCCUUCGUGGGUUCGGUCGUCGACGUGGCCUUGUUGGACGAGGCGGCCGCGGAGCUGCGGCGGCGGCUCGGGCCGGACGUCACGGACGCCGCCACGAAGAUCCUCACGACGGGCGUGAGCGGCCAGCAGCUGGCCCUGCCGCUCGCGCGGCUCAUGAGCGUGCCGCUCGUCGCCUGCCGGCGCGAGGCCGCCGGCGCGGGCGCGGUGGCGAAUGCCAUGGGCAGGGGUGCGUAUGCGGACGCGCUCGACGUGACUUACAGAUCCAAGCACUACGGCCCGGGCCAGCAGCUGUACCUGCCCCGCGACGCCCUAAGCGAGGACGACGUUGUGCUCGUCGUCGACGAUUUUCUAGCUUCAGGAAGCUGCCAGGAGGCCAUGUUCCGCUUGGUCGCGCGGGCGGGCGCGCGGCCCGCGGGCCUGGCGGUCCUCGUCGAGAAGACCUUUGACGGCGGACGCGACUUCCUGAGCGCGUGGCCCGUGCCCGUGGCGUCGCUCGCCGCGAUCGUCUCCGUCGACAACGGCUACAUCGAGCUCCUCGAGGAGGACGACUCCUUCGACGAUGUGGGGGUGCUGGACUUUGGGGACGCGGAGGACGACACGGUCUUCGGCCUUGACUUUCUGCCGGUGGGGGGCGACCCCUGA